Messenger RNA from Aspergillus aculeatinus CBS 121060, 831 nucleotides. RefSeq lists its product as uncharacterized. The record is from RefSeq and is a predicted model, not a curated record. Bases 226 to 681 code for a protein of 151 amino acids. The transcript has 3 exons. Lineage: Eukaryota; Fungi; Ascomycota; Eurotiomycetes; Eurotiales; Aspergillaceae.
UGCCUUGUCUGCACGACGGCACCAACUAUUCUGUCAAGUGGGGCAAUCCGCCUGCGACCGGCAGCGGUGGGGACUUGCCCUUUUUAUUGUACUAUGAAUCCUCCCCUAAUCGCGGCCGCGUCUCAUUCAAACCAACGCAACCUUGCGACAAAGCCUGGCGUACAAGUGUCCGCAUUAUCGCCGCGAUGAUCCGCUCGCGUCGACUGUACCCUUGGUACGCUAUGCAUGACCAUCUCACUCGCCGCUCUCGGCGCAGCGACCGCUUGGGCCCAGUCGCCCGCGCGGGUUCUCCCUGAGUCUUCCAACUAUCUCGGCGUCGAAUUCAACACCACCAACAUCACUGCCGGGUCGCGGAUUGAUCCAUCCAUUACCACCAAUGCCCCCCCAAGCCUCCCAGCCCACCCCCACGACACCCACGGCCGGUGCCAGCUCUUCAUGCUCGACCUCUCUCGAUCCCCGCGCAGGCCGUCACAGCCACCACCGGCUACCCGCUCGUUCCCGGAGUCGCGGCCAAAGAAACCAGCCGCCUGCACUGGUGGAGAUUGCCCAGCAGGUCGGGCCCCCGGUGGCGGCGGAUUACUUCCUGGCCGUGGAGUCGUCGGAGUAACUGCGACUGUCUUUUGGUGCUCCUGUGUGUGUGUGUCUGGAGUCACCGAGGCUGCUGUGGAAUCUACGCGAUGAUCGAAGAGUAUUCGAGAGACCAGUAGUGAAAGCUACUAUCAACAACUGUUGUUCAAUUGUCCUUCCGAUCUGCUCUCUUCCGUACUAGAGAAGAAAUUCCAAAAGCAACACCCUGCCGCAUGCAGGAUGAGACGAGCAGCACGCCAAGCA